CCAUUCACGAGCAUCUGUCAGGUGCUUGUUGCGGCCGUCAGGAAGUGGCAUGUGCAACUGCCAGAUGAUAUAUCGUCCUUGUACGAGCCGACCAGUUCGUCAUCAGCACCUGAAUCAAGUCACAAUAUUCAGCAUACGAAUCAAUUCAGGUUUCUAGACAAGGCUGCCGCGGUGCUGCCCCCGUUAGACAAGACAUGCACGGCGUUGCCGAUGUGUUCAUGGAGUCUCUGCACAGUGACCCAAGUUGAGGAGCUGAAGAUACUGCUACGGAUGUUACCCGUCUGGGCGUCGUUCGUGAUCUUCUACUCAGUCGCUGGGCAGAGCGCAUCGACAUUUAUCGAGCAGGGGAUGGUCAUGGACAACCACGUCGGCCAGUUUGCAAUCCCACCUGCCUCCCUCUCUAUUGUCAGCGUGUUCAGCGUCCUUAUUGGGGUUUUCAUCUACGAAUCCGUGCUAGUGCCACUCGUGCGGCGUUAUACCGGCAAGGCGAAGGGCUUCUCGCAGACGCAGCGCCUUGGAAUUGGCUUUGCACUGUCCAUGCUGACCAUGGUGUACUCAGCAAUGCUUGAGAUGAAAAGGCUGGCCAUCGCGCAAGCCAGUGGCCUGGCAGACCAGAAUGUGCCUGUGCCAGUGAGCAUUCUGUGGCAAGUUCCUGCAUAUGUAAUGCAAGGUACAACUGGGGUUUUCGCAGGAAUCGGAAUGGUGGAGUUCUUCUACGAUGAGUCCCCUUACACCAUGAAGAGCCUUUGUGCAGCAUUCUCGCAGCUUGCAGUUGCGUCCGCGGCUUACUUCAACGCACUCGUAUUUAGUGUUGUUGCGGUGGCCACGAAGCACGGUGGUGCGCCUGGAUGGAUCCCGGAUAAUCUGAAUGAAGGGCACUUGGACUAUUUCUUCUGGAUGAUGGCUGCUCUUAGCUUACUGAAUCUGGCGCAAUUUGUGCACUACUCCAUGAGGCAUAGAGAGAAGACAACUUCUUGACACAAAAUGGUGGACACUGGACAGAAGCUUAUUGACUUUCCUAUCAUAUCACAACAAAGAUGGCUUCUAUGCAGUAUCUGUGGAUGGCGCACAGCAUUAUCCAUCAGAAUGAUAGAUAAUAAACUGAAACUUCAAUUUUUAUCGUUGUAUAUAUGGUUUUACUUCCGCCUAUUCUCUGUACUUAGCAGCCAACUUCAAACCAAGAGAAGAAUUUGAGACAAAAUUAAAUAAGUUCUUUGGUGUGGGCGGAUGAGCUGGUUAUGCCCCCACAACUUCAAGAGAUCAUUUGAUGCAAAUCAGAGUAUGGUUAACUGAUGAGAUCAUUCAAAGUGGUAUUUUUCAUGCAAAAAAUAAA
Messenger RNA from Triticum dicoccoides, 1333 nucleotides. RefSeq names its product protein NRT1/ PTR FAMILY 8.3-like. Gene Ontology annotation, cellular component: membrane. Gene Ontology annotation, molecular function: transmembrane transporter activity. Gene Ontology annotation, biological process: transmembrane transport. The record is from RefSeq and is a predicted model, not a curated record. The transcript has 2 exons. NCBI's taxonomy places the organism in Eukaryota, Viridiplantae, Streptophyta, Magnoliopsida, Poales, Poaceae. The annotation marks the transcript as partial.